Molecule: messenger RNA, 1881 nt
Organism: Anopheles marshallii
Lineage: Eukaryota; Metazoa; Arthropoda; Insecta; Diptera; Culicidae
Gene: Aldh-III
Product: aldehyde dehydrogenase family 3 member B1
Exons: 9
Coding region: 1-1881 (626 amino acids)
Biological process (GO): aldehyde metabolic process
Cellular component (GO): cytoplasm
Molecular function (GO): aldehyde dehydrogenase (NAD+) activity
Source: RefSeq, a predicted model, not a curated record
AUGGAAAAGCCCAACUCCGCUUUGAGUAUUACGGAAGAAACACGGCUCUUUGGUGAAGUGCCACAGGUGCCACAGGUCACACUUUCCGGUACAGAAGCACCUCUAACGGACAUUGCUGAAGAAAAUACACCGGACCUGAUGGACAACUCGAACCGAAAGCAUAAUGAUCUGCAUGAUAACAAAAGCUCCGGCAUAGGCAGCACCACCAGCAGCGUCAAUAAUGAGAACCUGAACGUACAUAAAGGCGACGGUUCACCUCGAGAUGGUCAGGUUCUGGACGAAUCCGGUCAUGUACAGCAACUCGAUUCGAUGACCACUGUCGUAAUCGAUAUUGAACCCACAACUGAAGGAGGAUCCAUCGUGCCAAAUAAUUCCAACAUGAGUUUUUCAGACGUCGUUCAGCAGCUUCGAACUACAUUCAACAGUGGCAAAACGAGAGAUGUUGAUUUCAGGUUGAAUCAACUAAACGCACUGUUGCGAUGCUACGAAGAAAACUCCAACGAGAUGGCGAACGUGCUAGCUGCGGAUCUUCGCAAGCACAAGCAGGAAGCCCAUCUGCUCGAGAUUGAAUUCAUGCUGAAUGAUCUUCGCAACACGUUGUUUAAUCUGCGCGAAUGGGUAAAGCCGGAGAAGCCCGAGAAAAGUCUGGUCAAUAUGAUGGACGGUGUGUACAUCUACAAAGAUCCAUUCGGCGUGGUGCUGGUGAUCGGUGCCUGGAACUAUCCGCUACAGCUUACACUGGUACCGGUGGUUGCGGCCAUCGCUGCGGGAAACUGUGUCGUAAUUAAACCGAGCGAGGUUGCACCGGCCACUGCUAAAUUUAUUGCCGAUGUACUACCGAAAUACUUAGCACAGGAUUGCUACAGGGUAGUGAACGGUGGACCUAAGGAAACGACUGAGUUGCUGAAGGAAAAGUUCGACUACGUGUUCUAUACUGGUUCCGGGCGCGUGGGCAAAAUCAUCCAUCAGGCGUGUAGCGAAAACUUAACGCCCUGCACAUUGGAGCUCGGUGGCAAAAGCCCCUGCUAUCUGGACAGUACAGCCAAUAUCGCAAUCGCUGCACGACGCAUCUUGUGGGGCAAGUUUAUAAAUGCUGGCCAAACGUGUAUCGCGCCCGACUACGUACUGUGCACUAAGCAAGUACAAAAACAAUUCAUUGAGGAGGCUCGUAAAGUGUUGAAAGAGUGGUACGGUACCAAUCCGAAGGACAGUCCCGAUCUAUGCCGCAUUAUCAACCAGAACCAUUUCCAACGACUUACAUCCCUCCUCAAGGGUGCCAAUGUGGCUAUCGGAGGCGAAACGGAUCUGCAAGAUCGCUACAUCUCGCCAACCAUUUUGAUCGACGUGAAGUCCACCGAUCCCGUGAUGCAGGAUGAAAUUUUUGGCCCUAUUCUACCGAUCCUGAAUGUGGACAAUGCAUACGAUGCUAUUAAGUUCAUCAACUCGAGUGACAAACCUCUCUGCUUGUACAUCUUUACCAAGAACAAGCCGGACAUACGUACGAUGAUAGAAAACACCUCUAGCGGAGGAGUUUGUGUAAACGAAACGCUUAUGCAUUGCGCAGUUGAAGCAUUGCCAUUCGGUGGUGUUGGCCCUAGUGGUAUGGGCUCGUAUCAUGGCAAGUACUCUUUCGACACAUUCGUCCACAAGAAGUCCUGCUUGACGAAAGAUUUUAACCCAAUCGGUGAAAAAUUGGCUGCCUCUCGGUAUCCACCAUACUCUGAUAGUAAGCUGUCCUUCCUGAGUACCUUGCUGAAGAAGCGUCAGGGAAUCAACUUGCACUUUUUGCCAUAUCUGCUGAUGUUUGGUAUUGGUGUUGCCUCGACGCUCGUGGUAAACACCCUUCUGAAGGUAAAUAAUUCCAUCACUCUACCAAAAUGA